Messenger RNA from Caenorhabditis bovis, 978 nucleotides. Lineage: Eukaryota; Metazoa; Nematoda; Chromadorea; Rhabditida; Rhabditidae. The record is from the annotation of a GenBank genome assembly.
AUGUCAUUUCCUAUGCAAAAUAUUCCGGAUCCAAGUAGUUUUCAAAAUGAGCCCGAGAAAAUCAUGCAAGCGGUGGAUUUCGUUGCGAAGAAAACUCUUGACGCGAAAAAGCUUAUUGAAGAGCUACUUUAUAUGUUAAACAUGCAAGAACGGUGUCCAUGGCCAGAAAUGUUGGAGAAAUUCUCGGCGCUUGCCUCCGCGAUGACAGUUUUGCAAUCAUCUCUGCGAAAAAGUGGAUUACAAUCAGGACACGAAGAUUAUGGCCAAUUUCUCCGCUCGCACGUAUUGGUCCCACAACGACUACAAUAUGAACCUGAUCCAUUACUGCUUAGAUUAACGGAAAAUCGAGUAGUGUCGUGGAAUCAUGACCUUGUUCCCGAAUAUUUGCGCACAAAACCGAAUCCGGAAAUGGAAAACGAGGAAAAUUUAUUGGAUGCCGAGCGCCAGACCAAGUCGCAAGAUCUCAUUGUUCGACAGAUUAAUUCAUUCAACAAGAACAUCGAAUUGUUAUUGUCGAAUCUGAACACUAUCGACAAAAUGCAGCAGGAGGCGGCUAUUGAGAAGCCGACAUACAAUCGCGAGGACACUGCCAAAAUAGUGGCAUCUCUUUUAAAUGGCGAGAAUUUGCGUAGCGCUCGUUCGAAUCCCUCUGUGCCACCUCAACAUGCUCAACAGCUUCAUCAUCAUCAACAACAACAUUCGCAAAUGAUACAGCAUCAACUUCAGCAGCCGCCAAUGAACUGGAAUCCGCAGCAACAGCAAAUGCAGCAAAUGAUGAUGCCGAAUCAAAUGGGUAUGAUGCCCGGUAUGAUGGGACAUCCUGGAAUGUCGCAGCACAUGAAUCAAAUGGGACCUAUGGGAUCGAUGGGCCAAAUGGGACCAAUGGGUCAAAUGGGGCAUCCAAUGAACCCGAUGAUGGUUCAACAACAACGACCACCUCCAAUGCAUCCGAUGCCGCAUAUCCAGAUUCAGCGAUGA